CGGUGCGCUGCGGGCCUGAGGGCGCCAAGUGCGAGUGCGCGCGGCGGGCGGCGGCAGGAGCGCGGCGGGCGGGGCCUGUCCUCCCCGCCCCGCGUCCCCUCCUUGGGCCAGGAACCCGCCGUAGGCUGUCCACCCCCCACCCCCCGCCUCGGGACCGCUGCGUUUCUAGCGAUCGCCAGGCUGACCUAACGCUGUAAUGUCCCAGCUCUUCCCGUAAGUUGCCCGCCGCACAUUUUCUUGAGUGGCAGAAAUAGCAUUUUCCUUUCUUUGAAAAAAGUGCUGCAGUGUUUGAAACUCACGAUUCUCCUCUUGCGCAAGAAGACCAACAGCUCCAUAUAGAAACCCUUCCCUUCCCCCUGAUGAAUGGCUGGUCUGAGCCGUCUACGACAGCCUCCUCCUAGUCAAAGCCAAGAAAAGGACAUUAGAAAGAAGAAGGAAAGUGGGUCUGACAGUGAGGUGAAGAAUCCACCAAAUUUUGUGAAGGAAAGAUUGAAGCUUUUUGAAAUACUGAAGAAAGAGCAUCAGCUCUUACUUGCCAUUUAUGAAAAAAAGGGAAAUACAAGCAAUGUGAUCACAGUAAGAGUGGCUGAUGGGAAAACAGUGGAAGGGGAAGCUUGGAAAACAACACCUCACCAAGUGGCUGCUGAAAUUAGUCAGGAGCUGGCAGAAAGCGCAGUGAUAGCCAAAGUGAAUGGGGAGCUGUGGGACCUGGACCGUCCGCUGGAAAGGGAUUCCAUCCUAGAGCUGCUCACAUUUGAUGAUGAGGAAGCCCAAGCUGUGUACUGGCACUCCAGUGCCCACAUCCUCGGGGAAGCCCUGGAGCUCCGCUACGGGGGCCUCCUGUGCUGCUGCCCACCCACAGACAGCGGGUUUUACUACGACAUGUUCCUUGAAGACAGGGCCAUGUCCAGCACAGAGCUGCCAGCGCUAGAGAGUGCGUGUGAGGCCAUCAUCAAAGAGCAGCAGCCUUUCGAACGAUUGGAAGUCAGCAAGGAGGCCCUGCUGGACCUGUUUAAGUACAAUAAAUUUAAGUGCCGCAUCCUGAAGGAGAAGGUCAACAUGCCGACAACCACAGUUUACAGGUGUGGUCCACUAGUUGACCUUUGUAAAGGCCCCCAUGUAAGACACACGGGAAAAAUUAAAGCCAUAAAAAUUUUCAAGAAUUCCUCAACAUAUUGGGAGGGCAACCCUGAAAUGGAAACGCUGCAGAGGGUCUAUGGGAUAUCCUUUCCUGAUGACCAGAUGAUGGCAGCCUGGGAGGAGCUCCAGGAGGAGACCAAGACCUGGGAUCACCUAAGGAUCGGGAAGGAACAAGAACUUUUCUUUUUCCAUGAUCUGAGUCCUGGAAGCUGUUUCUUCCUUCCCAGAGGAGCCUUCAUUUAUAAUACACUUAUGGAUUUCAUACGAGAGGAGUACCACCGACGCAGCUUCACGGAGGUGCUCUCCCCCAACAUGUACAGCAGUAAGCUCUGGGAAGCCUCCGGACACUGGCAGCAUUACAGUGACAACAUGUUCACCUUUGACAUUGACAAGGAUACUUUUGCCCUUAAGCCCAUGAAUUGUCCAGGGCACUGUCUGAUGUUUGCCCAUCGUCCACGAUCUUGGAGGGAAAUGCCCAUUAGAUUUGCCGACUUCGGAGUUCUUCACAGGAAUGAGCCGUCAGGAACUGUGAGUGGCUUGACCUGUGUUAGGCGCUUCCAGCAGGAUGAUGCUCACAUCUUCUGCAUGGUGGAGCAGAUUGAAGAAGAAAUAAAAGGGUGUUUGCAGUUUUUGCAAUCUGUUUACUCAACAUUUGGCUUCUCGUUUCAAUUAAAUUUGUCAACAAGACCUGAAAACUUCCUAGGAGAGAUUGAGAUAUGGGAUGAAGCUGAAAAGCAACUACAGAAUAGCUUGAUAGAAUUUGGAAAACCAUGGAAGAUAAACCCAGGAGAUGGAGCAUUCUAUGGUCCUAAAAUUGAUGUAAAAAUCAAGGAUGCUAUUGGCAGAUACCAUCAGUGUGCUACAAUUCAACUGGACUUCCAACUACCCAUACGAUUUAAUCUUACAUAUGUUAGUAAGGAUGGGGAUGAUAAGAAGAACCCUGUGAUCAUUCAUCGAGCCAUUUUGGGGUCAGUGGAAAGAAUGGUAGCCAUCCUCUCAGAGAACUAUGGGGGGAAAUGGCCUUUCUGGCUGUCUGCUCGUCAGGUAAUGGUCAUCCCUGUGGGGCCAACUUGUGAAAAAUAUGCACUUCAGGUAUCCAGUGAAUUUUUUGACGAAGGAUUCAUGGUUGAUGUUGACUUAGAUCAUAGUUGUACACUAAAUAAGAAAAUACGAAAUGCACAGCUGGCUCAGUAUAAUUUUAUUUUGGUGGUUGGAGAAAAGGAGAAGACAAAUAAUGCCGUAAUUGUUCGAACAAGGGACAACAAAAUUCAUGGAGUGAUUUCAGUAAAUUCUGCCAUAGAUAAACUGAAGAAUCUCAAGAAAUCACGUACCCUGAAUGCUGAGGAAGAAUUCUGAAGUCCUUCCUUGUGCUCAUGUCUGUGUAACCUUGUUCUGACCCCUGAAUGUGCAUUUUCCUUAAUUACCAUUAUUACUUAUUCUGAGAACUUGGGACUCAUUGUCCCGUCCACUGAUGGGCACAGUGAGAUGUGAGACGGGAAUGAGUGGCUGAUAUGCAUGAAAUCUGAUUCACUGUGUCGGCAGACAAUGAGAGGACAAGGGUGGGAAAUUUUAAAUUUCCCAAAUAUCAUGAGAGACUUAAGUGGGAAAAUGUUGUUCAUCAAAAGAGGGAAAUACUAGGAAAUGAGCAUUAGGAGAUGUUAUUGUUAAGGAUUGUGAUUUUCAAAAGGUAAGUUUCAAAUAAAAGUCUGCAAAGGUUUUCGAA
This is a messenger RNA of Hippopotamus amphibius kiboko, 2863 nucleotides long. RefSeq names its product threonyl-tRNA synthetase 3 (gene TARS3). The record is from RefSeq and is a predicted model, not a curated record. Gene Ontology annotation, cellular component: cytoplasm. Lineage: Eukaryota; Metazoa; Chordata; Mammalia; Artiodactyla; Hippopotamidae. Gene Ontology annotation, biological process: threonyl-tRNA aminoacylation. Gene Ontology annotation, molecular function: ATP binding; threonine-tRNA ligase activity. Bases 364 to 2496 code for a protein of 710 amino acids. The transcript is spliced from 19 exons.